Molecule: messenger RNA, 1092 nt
Organism: Ustilaginoidea virens
Lineage: Eukaryota; Fungi; Ascomycota; Sordariomycetes; Hypocreales; Clavicipitaceae
Exons: 1
Coding region: 1-1092 (363 amino acids)
Source: RefSeq, a predicted model, not a curated record
AUGCGACCCCCACCCGUGAUAGUGGCGGCUAAGUACCUCUUUCCUCUUUCCUUUCCAUAUAAAACACACGUCUAUCGAGAGGAUUGCAAAACAGUUGCCGGGAUCAUCAGAAAGGUUUAUAUUUCCACGAAGCCUACCGUUUCAGUGCAAAUCAUGAUUGAGAAUCUCGGUCCAGGCAGUGCACUGCAUCCCAAAUCCGCCUCCAAAAUAGACAUUCUCCUUGAGAGCUCUCUACACGAUGCCGAGCUUGUCUCCAGCUUUCACGCGCCCAGAUUCAGGCAACGAUUGGCCAUAAUACAAGCAUGGGGAGUGCGAGAGGGUGAGACGAUUCUGGAUAUCGGUUGCGGUCAGGGCGAAUCAUGUCUCGCUCUCGCUCUUGAAGUUGGUCCUCGCGGACACAUUACCGGCAUCGACCCUGCGCAGCUGGACUACGGCCACCCCUUUACCAUGCGAGAGGCCCAUCAUCAUAUCCAGAAGUCUGUUCUUGGACCGCGAAUCUCCUUCUUCCCUGUUGAUACUCCGUCCUAUCUUGCAAAGCUGGACGGACAGAGAAAACAUUUUGACUCGGUCACGUUAUGCCACAGCCUAUGGUAUUUUCCCAACGAUCAAGCCGUCUACUCAUUAUUCGAAACGCUAGCAAAGGCGCGCAUCCGUCGUCUUUACCUGGCUGAAUGGUCUUACGAGCCAACUUGUCCGAGCCAGGUUGCACACAUCCUCGCAGCCAAGGCCCAAGCAUUGCUUUAUCGGUAUAAGACACCCAGCGAGCCAGGACUGAGGGAACAAAACGUUCGCGUCGGGGUGGACCAACAACUCAUUCUUAAAGCUGCCCACGCCGCCGGUUUUAAGGUUACAGAGGAACGCUUCAUUUCCUCGGCAGGGGACAUGAGGGAGGGUCAAUUCGAAGUGAGAUUUGUACUGGGACGAGUAUUUCAACAGCGCGUCGCCGACGCUUGCUUGACCGAAAAUCAACGAGAGGAAAUUAAUGCGGCCAUUUUGAAACUUCAAUCAGAGAUGGAGCGAUUGGGCUCGACUAACACGGCGACGGUGGGCUCGAUGGAUGUAUGGUGCCCAGUUCUCGAGCUGAACAAGUAG